AUGGUCCUGGGCUCCAGAGUAGAGACUCCCCUGCAGCUCAUGGAAAUUUUGGAAGAAUCCAUGAUGGAGCAGGUGUUUCCCUGCAGUCUCUGGAGACAUCACGCCGGAGCAAGUAUUCACACUGCAGCGUGUGGAGAACUCAACCCUGGAGGAGGUGGAUAUUCCCUAAAGGAGGUGUGGUCCAUGGAGACCCCACAGCAGGUUUAUCCUGAAGGACUGCAGCCUGUGGACGGCCCACCCUGGAGUGAAGUGCCCAUCACCAUCAGCAUUGAACCGUCGGUUGUUCUUGCUGGAGAGCAGGUGACUCUGUCCUGCCAGCUGUCAGACGGUGUCCCCUCUAACACGAGCGUGCUUUGGUACAGAAUGGAAAACGGGAGGGAUGCUCCACUGUGCUCUUCCUCCAGCCUGGGUGGGGUGGUGGAGCAGUGCCAGGAUGAAGAACAGCGAAGGACGGUGGGACACUGGCAGGGAAGAGCACUUCUCCUGGUUAUCCGGCAAGUGCGGGUAGCUGACGAGGGGACGUAUGUUUGUGCAGUGAACGGCAGCGUUGUCACACAGGAGGCUACUGCUCACCUUAAUGUUACAGCAAUUGGGUAUAAGCCAACUCUGGACAGGGAUCUGCAAGAGGAGAGUAUGUGUCGCUACACGUGUCAGUCAAAAAAAUGGUACCCAAAGCCUGAAGUCGUUUGGAUGAACUACGGAGGAGACACAGUAAAUGUGGAGGCCAAGACCAAUGUAACCUGGAGCGAGAGAGACCAUUUCACGGUGCAAAGCACCAUCACAGUGCCUUGUGAUAACGUAGAUGUGGUGUGUGUGGUCAGACUCAUCACAUCCAAGAUAAGCCGAUCAGGUUCCAUGAACGAAAUUAUUGUGCCACAGUCAGGCGCUUGCACAUACAAAGGCAGAAUAAGCGGUUCCUAUGUAAAGCACAAAGUGAUGUGGGUUGAUCCCCAAGGAGAAGAUCUAUCUUCAUGGGCCCAGACAAGCAUUCUACAGGAGAUGGACAAUAUUUUUGCAACAGAAAGCUCCAUUGAGAUACCCUGUGGACAACCACCACCUUCUUUUGUGGCCAUCGAUGAGGAACGCAGUCCACAGAUUGCUCAACAGUCAGAGAAGCAGAAGGAGAUCGAGAACCAGAAGAAGGAGAUUGGUGAGUGUCGCUGUGUCCCUGGAGGCCGUGCGUGCCAGCUAACUGUGAGGUUCAGGGGUCUUCAUAGGGUGUUGCUCGUGGCGUUCUGGCUGGUGGAGGCUUUGGUGUUGGUAGGAGAGCGAAGGAAGGGUCCAUUGAGGAAAGCCCCCUCUGAUGGGGCUGAUGACAUCAAGGUUGAUGGGGACACAGCCCAUCCCAACUUGUCUAUUGCUGUGGACAAGAAGAGUUUUACGUAUAAAUCACAGGCCCAGAAAGUGUCUCAAAAUAAAGGGAGUUUUGAUUCAUCUGUCUGUGUGCUGGGCUCAGAAGGUUUCUCCUCUGGGAAGCAUUACUGGGAGGUGAACGUCGAAAAAAGCAAUGACUGGGACCUAGGAGUAGCCAGAAAAUCCGCUCCAAGGAAAGGAAUGAUGUCUCUGUCACCUAAAGAAGGAUUCUGGGCUCUGGGCUUAAGUUUUAAUGAUUACUGGGCAAGAACUGAUCCAUGGACACGGUUAGUGGUGUUGAAAAAUCCCAGGAAAGUUGGAGUUUAUCUGAACUGUGAAGAGAAAAUUUUGACUUUUUUCAAUGUUACUGACAUGUCUGUGAUAUUCACGUUUAAAGACUGUGCAUUCUCAGAAGAAGUUUAUCCAUUCUUCAAAAACUCGCACAAAGAAUCAACCAUGAGAAUUUGUUCAAUUAAAGAGGAAUAA
Molecule: messenger RNA, 1839 nt
Organism: Leptosomus discolor (cuckoo roller)
Lineage: Eukaryota; Metazoa; Chordata; Aves; Leptosomiformes; Leptosomidae
Source: RefSeq, a predicted model, not a curated record